AUCGCCAGUCAGCCCCGACGCACGCGGACGCCUCUCUCCCCCUCGCCCCUUGCGUUAGCGGUUUGGGAGGAGGAGCCCACGAGAGAAGCAGUGAGAGGGGGGAGAGGCGAGGGGCCGUGCGUCGGCGUCUUCUGUGAUGGGGAACUCGGAGCGGUAGGAGGCGAGCAGUAGCGGCGCGGCUGCAGCUCUGAGCGGACCCGAGAGCCCGCGCUCCUCCCGGCAGGCUGCGCUGUGAUCCGGGCUGCGGAUUGGGAUCUAGCUCCCCCGACCCUCUCCUCCACCGCUGUUCCCUUCCUCCGCCUGCGAACCUGCUGCGGUGGCGUCUGGAGCGCCGAGCGCCGAGCGCCUCGGCUCGCUUCCCCAGGCCCGGGAGCGCGCGCGGGCACUGCGGCGGCAGCGGCUGGGAGGCCGGCUCGCCGUAGGCGAGAGCGCCGGGGGAAGACCACGGGAAAGCGCCUGGUGGAGCCGUGGAUCUCCGGCUGAGGCAAGGGAUGGAAGUAUGAUGUGAUGGAUGUAAUUAUGGGACACUGUGUGGGGACACGAUCUCCUUCUUCUUGCUUCAUCCUCCUGCUUCUCAAGCUUUUGGCCACUGUCUCCCAGGGGCUACCAGGGACAGGACCCCUGGGCUUUCACUUCACACAUUCCAUUUAUAAUGCUACAGUAUAUGAGAAUUCUGCAGCAAGGACCUACAUCAACAGCCAGAGCAGAAUGGGCAUCACCUUAAUAGAUUUGUCCUGGGAUAUCAAAUACAGAAUAGUGUCCGGAGACGAGGAAGGCUUUUUCAAAGCAGAAGAAGUCAUCAUUGCAGAUUUCUGUUUUCUCAGAAUAAGAACUAAAGGUGGGAAUUCUGCCAUAUUGAAUAGGGAAAUUCAGGACAAUUAUUUAUUGAUAGUAAAAGGUUCUGUCAGAGGAGAAGAUCUGGAAGCAUGGACCAAAGUGAAUAUCCAGGUUUUAGACAUGAAUGAUCUGAGGCCUCUGUUUUCACCCACAACGUACUCUGUUACAAUAGCAGAAAGCACACCUCUAAGGACUAGUGUUGCUCAGGUGACAGCAACAGAUGCUGAUAUUGGUUCUAAUGGCGAAUUCUACUAUUACUUUAAAAACAAAGUUGAUCUCUUUUCAGUUCACCCCACAAGUGGUGUCAUCUCUUUAAGUGGACGAUUAAAUUAUGAUGAAAAGAACAGGUAUGAUCUGGAAAUUUUAGCUGUGGACCGAGGAAUGAAACUCUAUGGCAACAAUGGAGUGAGCAGUACUGCAAAGCUUUAUGUUCACAUUGAACGUAUAAAUGAGCAUGCCCCAACGAUCCAGGUAGUCACUCAUGUUCCUUUUUCAGUGGACAAAGAGCCGACAUAUGCAGUGGUGACAGUUGAUGACCUAGAUGAGGGGGCCAAUGGAGAGAUUGAGUCUGUUUCCAUUGUGGCUGGAGAUCCUUUAGAUCAGUUCUUCCUGGCUAAGGAAGGAAAGUGGAUGAAUGAAUACAAGAUCAAGGAGAGGAAACAAGUUGACUGGGCAAGCUUUUCCUAUGGCUACAACCUCACUCUUCAAGCAAAAGACAAAGGGUCACCUCAAAAGUUUUCAGCACUAAAGAUAGUCCACAUUGCCAACCCCAAAAGGGACACUGUCCCUGUUAGAUUUGAAAAAGAAGUGUAUGAUGUCAACAUAAGUGAAUUUUCCCCUCCUGGUGUUGUGGUUGCUGUAGUAAAAUUAAAUCCUGAAUCUCUGGAUGUGGAAUACAAAUUGUCUCCUGGUGAGGAUGCGGUACACUUCAAAAUCAAUCCUAGGUCAGGUUUGAUUGUCACAUCACAGCCACUGAAUACUAUUAAGAAGGAGGUCUAUAAGCUGGAGGUGACAAAUAAAGAAGGAGAUAUAAAAGCACAAGUUACCAUUGGCAUAGAAGAUGCAAAUGACCAUACCCCAGAAUUCCAGCAGGCUCUGUAUGAUACAUUUGUGAAUGAAAGUGUUCCAGUAGGAACAAGCAUUCUGACAGUUUCAGCUUCUGAUAAGGAUAAAGGAGAAAAUGGAUACAUCACUUACAGUAUUGCCAGCUUGAAUUUGUUACCAUUUGCCAUUAACCAGUUUACAGGUGUAAUUAGCACAACUGAAGAAUUGGAUUUCGAAUCUUCUCCAGAAACUUACAGAUUCAUUGUCAGAGCCUCUGACUGGGGUUCACCAUACCGACAUGAAAGUGAAGUAAAUGUGACCAUCCGAAUAGGAAAUGUCAAUGACAACAGCCCUCUCUUUGAAAAAGUAGCUUGUCAGGGAGUUAUUUCAUAUGACUUUCCAGUUGGUGGUCACAUCACAGCUGUGUCAGCAAUCGAUAUUGAUGAACUUGAACUUGUAAAGUACAAAAUCAUUUCUGGAAAUGAACUUGGUUUCUUUUAUUUAAACCCAGACUCUGGUGUUUUACAGCUUAAAAAAUCACUGAUGAAUCCCGGCAUUAAAAAUGGUAAUUUUGCCCUGAGAAUUACAGCAACCGAUGGAGAGAAUUUUGCAGACCCCAUGGCUAUUAACAUUUCAGUCCUCCAUGGGAAAGUGUCUUCAAAGAGCUUCAGUUGCAGAGAAACUCGUGUGGCUCAGAAACUGGCAGAAAAACUACUCAUUAAGGCAAAAGCAAAUGGGAAACUGAAUCUGGAAGAUGGAUUUCUUGACUUUUAUUCAGUUAAUAGGCAAGGACCACAUUUUGACAAAUCCUUUCCUUCUGACGUGGCUGUGAAAGAGAAUCUUCCAGUUGGUGCUAACAUCCUGAAUAUUAAAGCUUAUGAUGCUGAUUCUGGCUUUAAUGGAAAGGUGCUAUUUACAAUAUCUGAUGGAAAUACUGACAGUUGCUUCAACAUUGAUAUGGAAACUGGGCAACUUAAAGUCCUUAUGCCCAUGGAUCGAGAGCACACAGACCUCUAUCUCCUUAAUAUCACCAUCUAUGAUUUGGGUAAUCCACAGAAAUCUUCGUGGAGAUUACUAACCAUCAAUGUGGAGGAUGCUAAUGAUAAUAGCCCCAUUUUUCUUCAAGAAAGUUACUCUGUUAACAUUCUUGAAAGUUCAAGUAUUGGUACUGAGAUUAUUCAGGUGGAAGCCAGAGACAAAGACCUGGGUUCCAAUGGUGAAGUGACUUACUCAGUUUUGACAAAUACACAGCAGUUUGCCAUCAAUAGCUCAACUGGAAUCAUUUAUGUUGCAGACCAAUUGGACCGGGAAUCCAAAGCAAACUAUUCCUUGAAAAUAGAAGCCAGAGACAAAGCAGAAAAUGGUCAACAGCUAUUUUCAGUUGUUACCCUUAAGGUUUUUCUGGAUGAUGUAAAUGAUUGCUCCCCUGCUUUCAUUCCGAGUAGCUAUAGUGUGAAGGUUCUUGAAGACCUCCCUGUUGGCACUGUCAUUGCCUGGUUGGAAACUCAAGAUCCAGACCUCGGAUUAGGGGGUCAAGUGCGUUAUUCUUUGGUAAAUGAUUAUAAUGGGAGAUUUGAAAUAGAUAAAGCAAGUGGUGCCAUCCGCCUGAGCAAAGAGCUUGACUAUGAAAAGCAACAGUUUUAUAACCUCACAGUUCGGGCCAAAGACAAAGGACGACCUGUUUCUUUGUCAUCUGUUUCCUUUGUUGAGGUGGAAGUUGUGGAUGUCAAUGAAAACCUUCAUACCCCCUACUUCCCAGACUUUGCUGUUGUUGGAUCUGUAAAAGAAAACUCACGCAUUGGAACAAGUGUGCUGCAGGUGACUGCCCAGGAUGAAGACUCCGGGAGGGAUGGAGAGAUCCAGUACUCCAUCAGGGAUGGCAGCGGACUUGGAAGGUUCAAUAUAGAUGAUGAGAGUGGGGUCAUCACUGCUGCAGACAUUCUUGAUCGAGAAACAACGGGGUCAUACUGGCUGACAGUGUAUGCCACAGACAGGGGUGUUGUUCCACUCUAUUCCACCAUUGAGGUCUACAUUGAAAUUGAAGAUGUGAAUGACAAUGCUCCCCUGACCUCAGAACCGAUUUAUUAUCCUGUUGUCAUGGAAAAUUCACCCAAGGAUAUAUCUGUCAUUCAGAUCCAAGCUGAAGAUCCUGACUCCAGCUCUAAUGAAAAACUGACAUACAGGAUUACAAGUGGAAAUCCACAGAAUUUUUUUGCCAUCAAUAUCAAAACAGGUCUGAUUACCACAACCUCAAGGAAAUUGGAUCGGGAACAGCAGGCAGAACAUUUUUUGGAGGUAACUGUGACAGAUGGUGGCUCUUCUCCAAAACAGUCCACCAUUUGGGUAGUGGUUCAGGUUCUGGAUGAAAAUGACAACAAGCCCCAGUUCCCUGAGAAGGUCUACCAGAUCAAGCUACCAGAACGUGAUCGAAAGAAAAGGGGAGAGCCCAUUUACAGGGCUUUUGCGUUUGACAGAGAUGAGGGCCCCAACGCAGAAAUCUCGUACAAUAUCGUGGAUGGGAACGAUGAUGGAAAGUUCUUUAUUGACCCAAAAACCGGCAUGGUUUCUUCCAGAAAGCAGUUUACAGCAGGGAGUUAUGACAUCCUAACGAUAAAGGCUGUGGACAAUGGCCGCCCACAGAAAUUCUCCACGGCUCGCCUCCACAUUGAAUGGAUUAAGAAACCACCCCCCUCACCUAUACCGUUGACCUUCGAUGAGCCAUUUUAUAACUUCACAGUAAUGGAAAGCGAUAGAGUAACGGAGAUCGUAGGGGUGGUGUCUGUGCAGCCAUCUAACACCCCUCUGUGGUUUGACAUAGUUGGUGGCAAGCAUGCUCGAGAGAUGUUCUAUAUUCUACAGACAGCUUGUGGGCAGAACUGUUCAACAGAAGGGGGGAAUUUUGACAGCUCUUUUGAUGCAGAGAAGGGUGUUGGAACAAUUGUCAUCGCAAAACCUUUGGAUGCAGAGCAGAGGUCUGUCUAUAACAUGACUGUGGAAGUCACCGAUGGGACAAAUGUUGCUGUCACUCAGGUAUUUAUUAAAGUGCUGGACAAUAAUGAUAAUGGCCCAGAAUUUUCUCAGCCAAAUUAUGAUGUGACAAUUUCUGAGGAUGUGCUUCCAGAUACAGAAAUACUGCAGAUUGAAGCCACAGAUAGAGAUGAGAAGCACAAGCUGAGCUACACUGUCCACAGCAGCAUUGAUUCCAUCAGUAUGAGAAAGUUCCGGAUUGACCCCACCACUGGCGUGCUCUACACUGCUGAGAGACUGGAUCAUGAGGCCCAGGAUAAGCACAUUCUCAACAUAAUGGUCAGAGAUCAGGAGUUUCCUUAUCGAAGAAACUUGGCCCGAGUCAUUGUGAAUGUGGAAGAUGCUAAUGAUCACAGUCCUUAUUUUACCAACCCACUGUAUGAAGCAUCUGUGUUUGAAUCGGCUGCUCUGGGAUCAGCUGUACUACAAGUGACGGCUCUGGACAAAGACAAAGGGGAAAAUGCAGAACUCAUAUAUACCAUAGAAGCAGGGAAUACUGGGAACACAUUUAAGAUAGAACCAGUCCUGGGCAUCAUCACUGUUUCCAAAGAACCAGACAUGACAACGAUGGGUCAGUUCGUCCUGUCAGUCAAAGUCACAGAUCAAGGUUCCCCACCAAUGUCUGCCACUGCAAUUGUGCGCGUUUCUGUCACCAUGUCUGAUAAUUCUCACCCCAAGUUCACUCACAAAGACUAUCAAGCUGAAGUAAAUGAGAAUGUUGAUAUUGGAACAUCAGUCAUUCUAAUCUCUGCCAUCAGUCAAUCAACCCUCAUUUAUGAAGUCAAAGAUGGAAACAAUGAUGGAAUCUUUACCAUCAAUCCAUAUUCUGGAGUCAUCACCACUCGAAGGACUCUGGAUUAUGAGCAUACUUCUUCUUAUCAACUCAUCAUUCAGGCCACUAACAUGGCAGGGAUGGCUUCCAAUGCCACAGUCAAUAUUCAGAUUGUUGAUGAAAAUGAUAAUGCUCCAGUUUUUCUCUUUUCUCAAUACUCAGGCAGUCUAAGUGAGGCAGCCCCAGUCAAUAGCAUUGUCAGGAGCUUGGAUAACAGCCCACUGGUGAUUCGAGCCACCGAUGCGGACAGUAACCAGAAUGCACUGCUCAUGUAUCAGAUUGUGGAAUCCAUGGCCAAGAAGUUUUUCACAGUGGACUCCAGUACAGGUGCAAUCAGAACAAUUGCAAACCUGGACCAUGAGACCAUUGCUCAUUUCCAUUUUCAUGUGCAAGUGAGAGACAGUGGGAGCCCCCAGCUGACUGCAGAGAGUCCUGUUGAAGUCAACAUUGAGGUGACAGAUGUGAAUGAUAACCCACCUGUUUUCUCUCAAGCUGUGUUUGAAACUGUCUUACUUCUCCCUACCUAUGUGGGAGUGGAGGUUCUGAAAGUCAGUGCCACAGAUCCUGACUCUGAAGUGCCACCUGAACUGACCUACAGCCUAAUGGAAGGCAGCUUGGAUCAUUUUUUAAUUGACUCAAAUAGUGGAGUGCUCACCAUAAAAAACAACAACCUUUCCAAAGAUCACUAUAUGCUGAUAGUUAAAGUGUCUGAUGGAAAGUUCUAUAGCACAUCCAUGGUCACCAUCAUGGUUAAAGAAGCCAUGGACAGUGGCCUCCACUUUACACAAAGCUUUUACUCCACCUCAAUCUUAGAGAACAACACUAACAUAACCAAAGUAGCUAUUGUCAAUGCAGUUGGAAACCGCCUUAAUGAGCCCUUAAAAUAUAGCAUUUUAAACCCAGGAAAUAAAUUCAAGAUAAAAUCUACCUCAGGAGUCAUUCAGACCACUGGAGUCCCCUUUGAUCGUGAAGAACAAGAAUUAUAUGAGUUGGUAGUGGAAACCAGCCGAGAGCUGGACCAUCUGCGUGUGGCUAGGGUGGUGGUCAGGGUUAACAUUGAAGACAUAAAUGACAAUUCUCCAAUCUUUGUGGGACUCCCCUACUAUGCUGCUGUGCAAGUUGAUGCUGAGCCUGGGACUCUAAUAUACCGGGUGACAGCCAUUGACAGAGAUAAAGGUGCAAAUGGAGAAGUAACCUAUGUCCUUCAGGAUGAUUAUGGCCACUUUAAAAUUAACCCUAAUUCAGGGAAUGUUAUUUUAAAAGAAGCAUUCAACUCUGACUUGUCCAACAUUGAGUAUGAAGUCACUGUUGUAGCCAAAGAUGGUGGAAAACCCUCUUUGUCCACAUCUGUGGAACUUCCCAUCACUAUUGUCAACAAAGCAAUGCCAGUGUUUGAUAAGCCAUUUUAUACGGCAUCCAUCAAUGAAGACGUUAGAACGGACACUCCCAUUCUAAGCAUCAAUGCAACCAGUCCAGAAGGUCAAGGCAUCAUAUAUAUUAUUAUUGAUGGGGAUCCUUUUAAACAGUUUAACAUUGAUUUUGAUACUGGAGUCCUGAAAGUUGUUAGUCCUUUAGAUUAUGAAGUUACAUCUGUUCACAAGUUGACAGUAAGAGCCAGUGAUGCCCUCACUGGUGCUAGGGCUGAAGUCACUGUUGACUUGCUAGUUAAUGAUGUAAAUGACAACCCUCCUGUUUUCAAUCAGCCCACAUACAAUACGACAUUAUCAGAAGCGUCUCUUAUUGGUACACCUGUUUUGCAAGUUGUCUCUACUGACAUAGACUCAGGAAAUAAUAAGAUGGUUCAUUACCAGAUUGUGCAAGAUACCUACAACAGCACAGAUUAUUUUCACAUAGACAGCUCAAGUGGCUUAAUGCUGACCGCAAGGAUGCUGGACCAUGAGUUAGUACAACACUGUACUUUGAAAGUCAGAGCAACAGAUAAUGGUUUCCCAUCACUGAGCAGUGAGGUUCUGGUUCAUAUCCACAUCUCUGACAUAAAUGACAACCCUCCAGUUUUUAAUCAGCUCAUUUAUGAGUCAUAUGUGAGUGAAUUAGCCCCCCGUGGUCAUUUUGUAACCUGUGUGCAAGCCUCUGAUGCAGACAGCUCUGACAUUGACCGGUUAGAAUAUAGCAUUUUGUCUGGGAAUGACCGGACAAGCUUUCUGAUGGACAGCAAGAGUGGAGUCAUCACUCUGUCCAAUCACCGGAAACAAAGGAUGGAGCCUCUGUAUAGUCUCAAUGUGUCUGUUUCUGAUGGGUUAUUCACCAGCACUGCUCAGGUGCAUAUCAGGGUGCUUGGAGCUAACUUGUACAGUCCUGCCUUUUCACAAAGCACAUAUGUGGCUGAGGUGAGAGAGAAUGCAGCUGCUGGGACAAAGGUAAUUCAUGUUCGAGCCACAGAUGGGGACCCGGGGACAUAUGGACAGAUCAGCUAUGCCAUCAUCAAUGAUUUUGCCAAGGAUCGAUUUCUCAUAGAUAGCAAUGGACAAGUCAUCACAACAGAACGGCUAGACCGGGAAAACCCUCUAGAAGGAGAUGUUAGUAUUUUCUUGAGGGCCCUCGAUGGUGGAGGAAGAACAACUUUCUGCACUGUGAGAGUGAUUGUUGUGGAUGAAAAUGACAAUGCACCCCAGUUCAUGACAGUAGAAUAUAGAGCCAGUGUAAGGGCAGAUGUAGGAAGGGGCCACUUGGUCACUCAAGUUCAAGCAAUGGAUCCGGAUGAUGGAGCUAACUCAAGGAUUACUUAUUCCCUCUAUAGUGAGGCCUCUGUCUCAGUGGCUGACCUCCUGGAAAUUGAUCCUGACAAUGGAUGGAUGGUUACAAAGGGCAAUUUUAACCAGCUGAAAAAUACAGUGCUGUCAUUCUUUGUCAAAGCAGUCGAUGGGGGCAUUCCAGUAAAGCACUCUCUUAUUCCUGUCUACAUCCAUGUCUUGCCCCCUGAAACAUUUUUGCCUUCAUUCACUCAGUCUCAGUAUUCCUUUACCAUUGCAGAAGAUGCAGCCAUUGGAAGCACAGUGGAUACCCUGAGGAUUUUACCCAGUCAGAAUGUCCGGUUCAGCACAGUUAAUGGGGAACGGCCAGAGAAUAACAAAGGGGGUGUUUUUAUCAUAGAACAGGAAACAGGCACUAUCAAACUUGACAAGCGCCUCGACCGUGAAAUCAGCCCAGCUUUCCACUUUAAAGUAGCAGCUACUCUCCCCCUGGACAAGGUAGACAUUGUGUUUACUGUGGAUGUAGAUAUCAAGGUAUUGGACUUGAAUGACAACAAACCAGUCUUUGAAACUUCAAGCUACGAGACCAUCAUAAUGGAAGGGAUGCCUGUUGGCACCAAGCUCACACAGGUGAGAGCUACCGAUUUGGAUUGGGGAGCCAAUGGGCAGGUCACUUACUCUCUUCACUCAGAUUCCCAUCUCGAAAAGGUAAUGGAAGCAUUCAAUAUUGACAGCAACACAGGCUGGAUCAGUACCUUGAAGGACCUGGAUCAUGAGACAGACCCUGCAUUCUCAUUCUCUGUGGUGGCCUCUGACCUGGGAGAGGCAUUCUCUCUUUCUUCCAUGGCUCUGGUCUCUGUCAGGGUUACAGAUAUAAAUGACAAUGCACCAGUCUUCGCCCAUGAGGUGUACCGAGGAAAUGUGAAGGAGAGUGACCCUCCAGGAGAGGUGGUGGCUGUGCUCAGCACAUGGGACAGAGACACUUCUGACCUUAAUUGCCAAGUGAGCUACCAUAUUACAGGAGGAAACCCGAGAGGAAGGUUUGCUCUGGGCCUGGUGCAGAGUGAGUGGAAGGUCUAUGUGAAGAGACCUCUAGAUAGAGAAGAACAAGACAUUUACUUCCUCAAUAUCACUGCCACUGAUGGGCUCUUUGUCACACAGGCCAUGGUGGAAGUGACAGUCAGUGAUGUAAAUGACAAUAGCCCAGUGUGUGAUGAGGUUGCAUAUACAGCAUCAUUUCCUGAAGACAUUCCAUCUAAUAAAAUCAUCCUGAAGGUCAGUGCCAAGGAUGCUGAUAUUGGAUCCAGUGGAGAUAUCCAAUACUCACUCUAUGGAUCUGGAAGCAAUGAAUUUUUUCUAGAUCCAGAAAGUGGUGAGUUGAAAACUUUGGCUCUGUUGGACAGAGAGAGGGUCCCAGCAUACAACCUGAUCUCUAGGGCCACCGACGGGGGUGGCAGAUUUUGCCAGUCUGAUAUCCACCUGAUCCUGGAGGAUGUGAAUGAUAACCCACCUGUGUUUUCUUCUGACCACUACAAUGCCUGUGUCUAUGAGAACACAGCCACCAAGGCUUUGUUAACCAGAGUACAAGCCGUGGACCCUGACAUUGGCAUCAACAGGAAGGUGGUAUACUCUCUGGCAGCUUCAGCCAAUGGCUUCUUCUCCAUUGACAGUAUAUCUGGCAUCAUCAUCUUGGAGCAACCACUGGACCGAGAACAGCAGUCUUCUUACAACAUCAGUGUGAGAGCCAGUGACCAGAGUCCUGGACAGUCCCUGUCCUCUGUUGCCACCAUCACUAUCACUGUCCUGGAUAUCAAUGAUAACCCACCUGUGUUUGAGAGGAGGGACUACCUGGUGACAGUGCCUGAGGACACCUCUCCUGGCACCCAAGUCCUAGCUGUUUUUGCCACCAGCAAAGAUAUUGGUACAAAUGCUGAAAUUACAUAUCUUAUCCGGUCUGGAAAUGAACAGGGAAAAUUUAGGAUCAAUCCAAAGACAGGAGGUAUUUCUGUCUCUGAAGCCCUGGACUAUGAAUUAUGCAAAAGAUUUUACCUGGUUGUGGAAGCUAAAGAUGGGGGAACCCCAGCUCUCAGUGCUGCGGCCACUGUCAGCAUCAACCUCACAGAUGUGAAUGACAACCCUCCUAAAUUCAGCCAAGAUAUCUACAGUGCUGUCAUCAGUGAAGAUGCUUUGGUGGGGGAUUCUGUCAUUUUGCUAAUUGCAGAAGAUAUAGACAGCCAGCCUAAUGGACAGAUCCAUUUUUCCAUUGUGAGUGGAGAUCGAGACAAUGAAUUUGCUGUGGAUCCUGUCGUGGGACUUGUGAAGGUUAAGAAGAAAUUGGACCGGGAACGGGUGUCUGGAUACUCCCUGCUUGUCCAAGCAGUAGAUAGUGGAAUUCCUGCAAUGUCAUCAACUGCAACUGUCAACAUUGAUAUUUCUGAUGUGAAUGACAACAGUCCAGUAUUUACUCCUGCCAACUAUACUGCUGUGAUUCAGGAAAAUAAGCCAGUGGGCACCAGCAUCUUGCAGCUGGUGGUGACAGACAGAGACUCCUUUCACAAUGGGCCUCCCUUCUCAUUCUCUAUUUUGUCGGGAAAUGAAGAGGAGGAGUUUGUGUUGGAUCCUCAUGGGAUCCUUCGGUCAUCAGUGGUUUUCCAGCACAUGGAUUCUCCAGAAUACGUGCUGUGUGUCCAGGCAAAGGAUUCAGGCAAACCACAGCAAGUGUCUCAUUCCUAUAUCCGUGUGAGGGUCAUUGAGGAAAGUAUCCACAAGCCCACGGCCAUCCCCCUGGAAAUCUUCAUUGUCACCAUGGAGGAUGACUUUCCUGGUGGGGUUAUUGGAAAAAUCCAUGCCACAGAUCAAGAUAUGUAUGAUGUGCUCACAUUUGCCCUGAAAUCAGAACAGAAAAGCUUGUUCAAAGUGAACAGUCAUGAUGGGAAAAUCAUUGCCCUGGGAGGCCUGGACAGUGGCAAAUAUGUCCUGAAUGUGUCUGUGAGUGAUGGCCGCUUCCAGGUGCCCAUUGACGUGGUUGUGCAUGUGGAGCAGCUGGUGCAUGAGAUGCUGCAGAACACUGUCACCAUCCGCUUUGAGAAUGUGUCCCCCGAGGAUUUUGUGGGUCUGCACAUGCACGGGUUCCGGCGCACCUUGAGGAAUGCAGUCCUCACCCAGAAGCAGGACAGCCUGCACAUCAUCAGCAUCCAGCCCGUGGCAGGCACCAACCAUCUGGACAUGCUGUUCGCUGUGGAAAUGCACACUAAUGAGUUCUACAAACCGGCCUACCUGAUCCAGAAGCUGUCCAGUGCCAGGCGGCACCUGGAGAAUGUCAUGCGCAUCUCAGCUAUCCUGGAGAAGAACUGCUCAGGGCUGGACUGUCAGGAGCAACACUGUGAGCAAAGCUUGUCCUUGGAUUCCCAUGCACUCCUGACCUACAGCACAGCUCGAAUCAGCUUUGUGUGUCCGCGUUUUUACAGGAAUGUGCGUUGUACCUGUAAUGGAGGACUCUGCCCAGGGUCCAGUGAUCCUUGUGUGGAGAAGCCGUGCCCAGGGGACAUGCAGUGUGUUGGUUAUGAAGCCAGCAGGAGACCAUUUCUCUGCCAGUGUCCACCAGGGAAGCUCGGAGAGUGUUCAGGACACACUUCUCUUAGCUUUGCUGGAAACAGUUAUAUCAAAUACCGUCUUUCUGAAAAUAGCAAAGAAGAGGACUUCAAACUAGCUCUACGCCUGAGAACCCUGCAAAGCAACGGGAUUAUAAUGUACACCAGAGCAAAUCCCUGCAUGAUUCUGAAGAUUGUGGACGGCAAGCUGUGGUUCCAGCUGGACUGCGGUAGCGGCCCCGGAAUCUUGGGCAUCUCCGGCCGUAUGGUCAACGACGGGAGCUGGCAUUCGGUCUUCCUCGAGCUCAAUCGCAAUUUCACUAGCCUGUCCCUCGACGAUAGCUACGUAGAGCGGCGCAGGGCGCCCCUCUACUUCCAGAUGCUGAGCACUGAGAGUUCCAUCUACUUUGGCGCCCUGGUGCAGGCAGAUAACAUCCGCAGCCUGACCGACACGCGCGUCACGCAGGUGCUCAGUGGCUUCCAGGGCUGCCUGGACUCCGUGGUGCUGAAUAACAACGAGCUGCCACUGCAGAACAAACGCAGCAGUUUUGCCGAGGUCGUGGGGCUGACGGAGCUGAAGCUGGGCUGCGUGCUCUACCCCGACGUGUGUGAGCAUAGUCCCUGUAAGCACGGAGGUAGCUGCUCAGGCCUACCUUCAGGGGGCUAUCAGUGUACCUGUCUCUCACAGUUCACGGGGAGAAACUGUGAAUCAGAGAUCACAGCCUGCUUCCCAAACCCCUGCCGGAAUGGAGGAUCUUGUGACCCAAUAGGAAACACUUUCAUCUGCAGUUGUAAAGCCGGGCUCACUGGAGUCACGUGUGAGGAAGACAUCAACGAGUGCGAGCGGGAGGAGUGCGAAAACGGCGGCGCCUGCGUGAACAUGUUCGGCUCCUUUCUGUGCAACUGCACACCGGGCUACGUGGGCCAGUACUGCGGGCUGCGCCCCGUGGUGGUGCCCAACAUCCAGGCGGGCCACUCCUACGUGGGCAAGGAGGAGCUCAUCGGGAUCGCCGUGGUCCUCUUCGUCAUCUUCAUCCUGAUCGUCCUCUUCAUCGUCUUCCGCAAGAAGGUCUUCCGCAAGAACUACUCCCGCAACAACAUCACGCUGGUGCAGGACCCCGCCACGGCUGCGUUGCUCAACAAGAGCAAUGGGAUCCCCUUCCGCAACCUGCGCUGCGCCGGCGACGGACGCAACGUCUACCAGGAGGUGGGGCCCCCGCAGGUCCCCGUGCGCCCCAUGGCCUACACCCCCUGCUUCCAGAGCGACUCGAGGAGCAACCUGGAUAAGAUCGUGGACGGGCUGGGGGUCGAGCACCAGGAGAUGACCACGUUUCACCCCGAGUCCCCGCGCAUCCUGACUGCCCGGCGGGGCGUGGUGGUGUGCAGCGUGGCCCCCAACCUCCCGGCCGUGUCACCCUGCCGCUCUGACUGCGACUCCAUCCGGAAGAAUGGCUGGGAUGCAGGAACUGAGAACAAAGGGGUUGAUGACCCGGGAGAAGUAACCUGCUUUUCAGGCAGUAAUAAAGGCAGCACCUCUGAAGUUCAGUCCCUCAGCUCCUUCCAAUCAGAUUCUGGCGACGACAAUGCAUCCAUAGUGACUGUCAUUCAGCUCGUCAACAAUGUAGUUGACAAUAUAGAGAAUGAAGUGUCUGUCAUGGACCAAGGACAGAACUACAACCGAGCCUAUCACUGGGACACCUCUGACUGGAUGCCAGGGGCACGCCUGUCAGACAUAGAGGAAGUGCCCAACUACGAGAACCAGGAUGGAGGGUCUGCACACCAGGGCAGCACCCGGGAGCUGGAGAGCGAUUACUACCUGGGGGGCUAUGACAUCGACAGCGAAUACCCACCCCCUCAGGAGGAAGAGUUCUUGAGUCAGGACCAGCUGCCCCCUCCCCUCCCAGAAGAUUUCCCGGACCAAUACGAGGGCCUGCCACCCUCCCAGCCUGUCUCCCUGGCCAGCACACUGAGCCCAGACUGCAGGAGAAGGCCCCAGUUCCACCCUAGCCAGUACCUCCCGCCCCACCCAUUCCCCAACGAAACGGAUUUGGUGGGCCCACCUGUUGGCUGUGAAUUUAGUACUUUUGCUGUGAGCAUGAACCAAGGCACAGAGGCCACAGGCCCAGCAGACAGUGUGCGUCUAUCCUUGCACAAUUCCAGAGGCACCUCAUCCUCAGAUGUGUCAGCCACCUGUGGCUUUGAUGAUUCUGAAGUGGCCAUGAGUGACUAUGAGAGCGUGGGAGAACUCAGCCUCACCAAUCGUCACGUACCCUUUGUGGAGACUCAACACCAGACCCAAGUGUAGAGGACACGCUUCCGACUCUUUGCCCUGUUUGUCAUGGAAAAGUAGAAGGGGAUUGGCCGGGCUUGUGUCUCAAUGGAGAGUAUUCUGUGGAAAUGUGGUAUUUUCCUCAAGGAUUUCUUCACAAGUUACAGUAUUCACAAGCAAGCUUUACCCAAUUGGGUGAAAAGGAGAGGCUCAGAAAUUGUUUCUGAGAGGGGACCAAUAACCCUUGAAGUAGGUACCUACAUUCAUGGCUAAGAAUACAGAGGAGAGCGGGGAAUGAGUUCACUACCACUUUAAACAACAGAUCUUGUAUGGCUUUGUGCAGUAUUGUGCCCUGGAAAGUGUGACAGCAUCAGCCCUUGCAGUAUUAAUAACUGGCAACAAUAAGAAAAGUAUUGUUGCAUGUAAUUUUGAGCCACUGAAAUGAAAAUAGUAGUAAUGGUUGUUGCAAAAGUUAGUAUCUUAGAUGAAGGAAAAGAGAAACAAAUAUCAAAUAAGGAAAUGGGCUAAAGCCUUUAAAAUCAACUCUAUUUUUUUAAUAAGCUGCCCAAUUUUCAGCUAUAAAAUUAGAUUUGAGUAACAUGUUUAGUAUGCUGAGAUUUUUUUGUUUGUGUUAAGCAUCCAAAAUGAUAUAGUUAGGUUUUAUGAUCUUUGGGAAAGUUAUCAAUGAAGAGCAAUGUGAGGCUAUUUGGGAUCCACCUUGCGGGCUGGGGAGAAGGUUAAUGCUAUUCAAACAUUAGAAAGAAUGUGGUUAUCUAGUUUCAUGUUUUCUGGUAAAUAUUUCCAACUGUCACUAUAAUUCUAACUUGACUACAGGAAUUGGCCUCUCAUUAUAUUGUUCUCUAUAAUGAGAUUUAGAAGUUUAAGCAAAAUUCACAAAUUCAGGAUAAAAAGAAUGUUAUACUUUCAAAGUUUUCUGCCUGAAUAAUCACAAUUCUUAAUACUGCAGGUAAAAGGUACAUGUUAUUCUAAAUUGGUAGUAUCAUCAUUAUGAAAUAAUUGCAUUUUAAAAAGAGGAAAGUAGAUUAGUUAUUGUGUAUAAAGUAUAAUUGUGUGUGUGUCUGGGCCUAUGUAUAAAUAUGUGCUUGCACUCAAUACUCAAUAAGGCUGCUCUUGAGGAAAGCAAACAUGAAAGUUUUAGGAAAUGGACUGUGUUGAAAAUCCUGCCAGCGAGCACUGCGUACCUUCCAAUUUUUCUGAUCUCAGUGAUGUUAGAAAACCACCAAACGCCAUAGUUUAUUCCAGUUCAGUUAACUUCAUUUUGGUACUGCCAUUUGUAUAAACUUAAAGCAAAACUGUGCUUUUUAAAAACAGUAUUUUAUAAUUUUCCAGAACAAACCUCAUUUUAAAAAUGUGUAAUAUUUAUUUACACCCUGGGGUUUUCCUCCCAUCUGACAUGUGGGCUUUAGCUAAGAUUUUCCAAAACUGACAGGAGAAUUAUUCCACUGCAAAUACAGUAACCCAGUACCCAAAAGUUAAAGUUGACAAGUUGAGUGACUUUCCUCUUUUGCUUCAAUCAGAUUAUGGCCACCUAUGCAGUGACCGUGGUAAAUAAAUUGCAUAUUUGCACUAUCUGCUUAAUGAGCAAAUCUCUGUGUUCACAGUUUCUGAUGACAUCUGGCAUUGGUGUGUAAACUGUACUGUCCUGAGUCUACAUAUCAUCCACUCAGACAUACUUUUAGUUUUUUUCAGUUAUGUUUAAUCUUCUUACUUCAUUGUAGGGGUUAGUGUUUCUGAACAUAUCCAUUUAAAAAAUAAUCUCUUUUCAUUUCCAAACUUCCUGCAUAAGUGGAUACACUUCACAGAUUUUUCAGCCUUUUCCUUGUCUGUUGGUCAGACCUAUUCAUGAAGGCAUUAUCCACACUGGUCUUGAAAUAAAUGAAUUUCACUAAAGCUGCUUUCUAGAAUAAAGUCUUCGGUAUUUUUUUAUGUAAGAAGUAUAUUUGCAAGAAUCAUAGAGAAAAUGACAAACUAAUGGGCUAGAAUUGAAUCACUGCUACAUUUUUAAUAAUGCAGUGACAUAAAAACCAUCAAAGUAAAACCAACAAUUCAUUUCUUUCCCCCAGGAAAUAUUAGAAGGAGAUUAAUGCUGAUGAGUCACUACUGCUUACACAGCAUCUCUCCAAGGGAGACUGCCUGGCUGACAUAGUAACGAAUGCAUAAAUAGAUCCUAAUGCAGUCAUGAAGUCACCAAAGAAAGUGGUGCCCACCAUUUGCUCUGGCCUAUGUAAAAUAUUUCUUUCUUCAAGAUAUUUUCCCUAAUUUUCUGCAGAAUAUUUCUGCAACUAAAUAUACACCAGACAAGCAUGUUAUGUUUUGACCCAUUACCUUUAAACAAAUGAUACCUCUUCAUCUUCUGGGAAAUUACAUUUCCUGUAGAUUACAAAAUAGGUUGCAGUCAGGCUAUGGUGGAAUUAGGUAGGACGACCAUGGAUUCAAAGAACUGGUAAGGUCCUAAAGAUUUGCUAGUCCAACCCUCAUAUUUCAUAAAAGAGGAAACAUACCAAGACAGAGGAGACUUGCUCAGGCUCACACAGGAAGUUAAAUAUCCAAACAAUGACUAGAAACAUCCACUUGGACAGUAUUCUCUUUACAUGACAUUGUUCGCCACUACCCUGUGCUGAGCGUGACCACCAAUUGCUUCUGAUGGAGCCACUGACUUCCCACCAUUCCUUCUUUGUAAUGCAAGGAAAUAAUGUAUUCUCCAUGAAAAUGGAAUAUUUCUCUGGAAUCUUUAUAAUCUUCUUUCCUUGCAGCACCCUCCCCCCAGAAAGGGUAUACUUAUACAGAAUUCACACAUUUCUUUCGGUGCUCAUCAAAACUCUACUUUUCCCAAGUUAAUGUUUCUAAAAUUUUCAUGAAAUGAUAAGUACAGAAUUGAACUUAGGGCAGUCAUCAAUUAUAGUGCGUUUUUUGUUUUUAUUUUUAUUUUUCUUCCCACUAACACUGCUUCUGUUUGUUCUUACCCCUUCCUCCAUGAUGAACCACAUGGAAAAUUCUUACGCCACUUAGUAUCUUUCCCUUUUUUCUGACACUUAUGUGCCAUCUCCUGGAAGCCAUGUUCCACUUACCCUAUUGUAGGCACUUUACUGUAUUGCACAUGUUCUGGUCAGGUUGAGAGUAGUAAUGACUGUUGACAGUAGUCAUAGAGUACAUAGGCGCUAUGAGGCAAUAAACAAUGAAUAAAGUAGGUGCUUAAUUUAUUCCCAUUCUUCUACAAGUAUUUUGCUGCUGAGUUCCAUUUCAUGCCUGCUUUCAGUGUACCCAUUCAUGAAAUGCCAUAUUAUAAGACUUAGUAAUGUAAAUAGGUUAAGCCUAGGCAUCUGAGGUUCGACCUAUCAUUCUAACCAAUCAGAGAAGCCCUAGUAAGGGAAUUUCUUCUGGGAUUUAUCUGGCACAUCCUCUGGAAAUUACUAACACAGCCUAGAAAAAGAACAAGUAGAAUAUAUUCCAUUGGCCUUCUGCUUACUUCCCAUCCUCAUCCUACCCGUCAUCCUCACUAAUGCUGUGUCUGCAUAUCAAAGUCAAGGAGGCUGAGAAAAGGAUGAUCAAGAUAAAUAAUUUUAAGACCAAAAAAACACUUUUGUAUGGAAUGAUUCAGAAAGACCUAGUGUUCAUUUUGCACAGAUUGUCCAGGUAAUUGUCAGGCCUCUUCACUCUGCUGUCCUAUCAGUACAUGGAUACCGUAACGUGGUUAGGCUUUGGUCUUUUCGCUUUAUGUUUCAAGCCAUGGGAAAAGGAGAUGAAGAGGCAUUUCUCAAUGUCAUCAUUUUGUGUGGUCCAUGAAGAUGCUUAUGUUUUUGCUGGUUUGUGUCCUGCAAUGUUCAACUGCACAUUAUUCUGAUGAAAACCCACAGUGUCUUUGAGCUUCCAGUUGCAUAAUACUGAGGUUGAAAGUCACCAUGUGUGGAUUUGACAUCAGUUAAUAUUUAGCCAGCUGGCUAAGAUGGGAAAAGAAUAAGGUAUUUCUUUCCUUAUGUAAUAAUGAAAAGCAAUAAUUACAAGUAUGUAAUAAUACACAAAGGCCAUAAUUAGUCUCUUCCAAUGUUUAGGAUGCACGGGAGAAUUGUGCAGUCAUUUGGAGUGUGUUUGGACCCAUUAGUAUGUACUAUAGCACCCUUUCAGCAAACAAAUACCUGAAUCGCUACUAUUUAACAAUUUUAUGAGCCCGUACUACUGCAUUUUUGAAGUGACAAAUGUGUUUGGAAACGGAAGCAGUUCUUUUUAAGCACUGUAUCAGAGAUUGUCUUGUACAUUUACCUGUUGCAAACAGGUUGGUUUGUAAAAGAUGUAUGUUUUGGUGUUUAAAAUGUUUAUAAAAUUGUAUAUAAAUGGUUUCAAUUUUCCAGGCUUUUGUAGAUACUAUUUUGAUGCCUAUCAGGAUGCUUUAAUUUGGAGGGUCGAAUAUAAUUCUAAGUCAUCCAUGCUGUUGGUCUGCAAACUUUUGUGGUAACUACACACAAAAACAGAGGAUUUUAGAUUUGAAAAUGAUGUUUGUUAAUCAUUUCAAAAUGUACUGUAACCUUUUUUUGUUCUACUGUUUCCAUUUAACUUUCUCUGUUUUCAAGAAAAUGUUUUUUAUUGACAUUAUUUUAGGAUGAAUGUGUUUUCCGCAUUAAGUACCUGAUUUUUGUACCAUUUCAGAGUUAGAAUGAGAUGCAUCAUUUCUUCACGCGAAGCCAAACUCACCCAAACUUGCACACACACGCCACACACCAAACCUUAUGCAAAAGGGAAAGCUGACACUUGAAGUGAACCCUGUCCCUACUGAAAAUGGAUUGUUCCUGCUUAUAUUGCUGUUGGCAGUAUUCAGUCUUGUGUUCUUAAAAAAAAUGAAAGAAGAGCAAAACAAACAAAAGGACAAAAAAAAGAGGAAAAACAAACAAACCAACAACAAAAAAAACCCCAACAGUGUACAGGUUUGUAACUGCCAAAAUUUGAUGGUUAAAACAAGUUUUCAAGUAAACAAAAAAAUGAAACUA
This is a messenger RNA of Heterocephalus glaber (naked mole-rat), 19310 nucleotides long. RefSeq names its product FAT atypical cadherin 3 (gene Fat3). The record is from RefSeq and is a predicted model, not a curated record. Gene Ontology annotation, molecular function: beta-catenin binding; calcium ion binding; cadherin binding. Gene Ontology annotation, biological process: multicellular organism development; neuron projection development; homophilic cell-cell adhesion. Gene Ontology annotation, cellular component: plasma membrane; catenin complex. NCBI's taxonomy places the organism in Eukaryota, Metazoa, Chordata, Mammalia, Rodentia, Bathyergidae.